AUGGCGCUACUAGAACAAGUUCUCGAUUACCGGAAUCCGCAAGGAGCUCUCCUCCUCGGGGCAGUCAUAUUCGGUGUCCUCCUGUACAAAUUUGCUCUAAGCCGUCGACGCGCGAACCUUCCCGUCUAUGGCACACAUACUGGGUGGCAGGGAAGUUGGAAAGACUCCAUGGACUAUGUCAGAGAUAGUCCCGGUGUCUUGAAAGCUGGAUAUGAGAAGUUCUCGAAACACGGGCUGUUCUACCAGCUUCGCACGCCAGUCCGCUGGGUAAUUGUAGUUCCACCAAAGUUUGUGGACGAAAUUCGAACAGCACCGCCAACGCAUUUGAGUGCCCGAGAAGCUGCCAAUGAUGUACAACAAGCACGCAAUACCGUUUCGCCAAUUGUGGAGGAAAACAAAUUUCAUUUCCAUAUCAUCAAGACUCAUUUGACACCGAGCUUGGAAUUGAAGAUCAGCGAUUUGUUGGAUGAGAUUAGCUUGGUAUUUGCGGAAGAAAUAGGACGUCCAGCGGGCAAGUCCUUCCUCGUUCAACUUGCGUUCCACCUAGCUGAUUGGCUAAUCUUGUAUCUCACAGACUGGAAGCAGAUCGUUAUGGCCCCGGCUGCCCAUCGUAUUGCGACCCGAGUGGCUAACCGACUCCUCGUCGGUGCUCCCCUUUGUCGUAAUGAAGAGUAUCUCCAGACAUCCAUCAAGUACACAGUCGAUGUGUUUGGCGGCGCCGACAGGCUACGUGCAUGGCCAGAUUUCCUUAAACCAAUGGUGACAUAUUUUAUCACCAAUGUCAAGGAGCGACAAAGGGUUGCACGCAAGCACCUUUUACCGUACAUCAAGAACCGCCUAACGCAGCUGGAAUAUCCGAAGAGUCAAGGAUCUGACCAGAAGCCAAUAGACUCGCUUCAGUGGGUUAUCGAUGCUGCACCAAGCGCUGAGGAGCGAGAUCCCGAACGGCUGAUGUAUCGUCUGCUUCAUUUGAAUGUCGCAGCCGUACAUACUACCAGCGUGACGUUUCUCAACUGCAUUUUUGAUCUUGCGUUGCACGUCGAUGUUCAUUCUGAACUGCGUACUGAAAUCGGAGGCGCUAUCGACAAUGACGGAUGGACUGCUCGAGGUUUAAGCCACAUGCGAAAACUAGACAGUUUUAUGUUGGAGAGUCAGAGACUCGCGCCAAUUGCAAGUUCGCAAAUGACUCGAGCUGUUCUCAAGGACUUCACCUUUUCAGAUGGCACUAAAGUCCCAAAAGGCUCGUAUGUUCUUGUUCCAAUGCACGCUAUGUACCAAGAUGAUUCUAUCUUCCCAGAGUCCUCAAAAUUCGACGCGUUCCGCUGGUCUCGCCUCAGGGAAACCCCAGGAAAUGAGAAUCGAUACCAAUUCGUGACCACCUCACCAACGCACAUUAACUUUGGGCACGGCAAGGAUGCUUGUCCGGGACGAUUUUUUGCUUCACAGGAAAUAAAAUUGCUGCUCGCACACACUUUAUUACACUACGACAUCUGUCUAGAGGAUUCGAGCCAACCUCCCCAACCGAGUUGGUACGAUAGGUCCCGUCGGCCGAACCAGACUGCACGAGUCCUGUUUCGCGCACGGGAAGGGGUGAAAUCCUGA
This is a messenger RNA of Penicillium subrubescens, 1602 nucleotides long. Its product is annotated as cytochrome P450. Gene Ontology annotation, molecular function: monooxygenase activity; oxidoreductase activity, acting on paired donors, with incorporation or reduction of molecular oxygen; heme binding. The transcript is spliced from 4 exons. NCBI's taxonomy places the organism in Eukaryota, Fungi, Ascomycota, Eurotiomycetes, Eurotiales, Aspergillaceae. The coding region runs from base 1 to 1602 and encodes 533 amino acids. The record is from RefSeq and is a predicted model, not a curated record.